Messenger RNA from Trametes versicolor FP-101664 SS1, 4003 nucleotides. RefSeq names its product coatomer subunit alpha-2. Gene Ontology annotation, biological process: intracellular protein transport; retrograde vesicle-mediated transport, Golgi to endoplasmic reticulum; intra-Golgi vesicle-mediated transport. Gene Ontology annotation, molecular function: protein binding; structural molecule activity. The transcript is spliced from 15 exons. Gene Ontology annotation, cellular component: COPI vesicle coat. The record is from RefSeq and is a predicted model, not a curated record. The coding region runs from base 55 to 3681 and encodes 1208 amino acids. NCBI's taxonomy places the organism in Eukaryota, Fungi, Basidiomycota, Agaricomycetes, Polyporales, Polyporaceae.
CGCCAUCCCUUGGAGGCUCGAACUCGAAUUCUGGCCACGGGGCUCACAGACAUCAUGUCGGUAAUGCUCACCAAGUUUGAGUCCAAAAGCAACCGGGUCAAAGGACUCGCGUUCCACCCUACGCAACCGCUGCUCGCGGCUUCAUUACAUAACGGGAGCGUGCAGCUAUGGAACUACAGGAUGGGUGUUCUGGUGGAUAGGUUUGAGGAACAUGAAGGCCCGGUGCGAGCCGUCGCGAUGCAUCCCAGCCGAGCUCUGCUUUGCACUGGAGGAGAUGACUAUAGGAUCAAGGUCUGGGACAUCAAGCCUACCAAUCGACGCUGCCUCUUCACCCUGCAUGGCCAUCUUGACUACAUUCGCACUGUGCAAUUCCACCACGAGAUGCCAUGGAUUCUCUCCGCUUCGGACGACCAGACAAUUCGUAUAUGGAACAGCACCUCGCGCAACUGCAUCGCCAUUCUCACUGGCCACUCGCACUGGGUGAUGUCUGCACAGUUUCAUUCUAAGGAGGACCUUAUCGUGUCGGCGUCGCAAGACCAAACAGUCCGCGUCUGGGACAUCUCCGGCUUGCGCAAGAACACGCCCAACACUGCUCCCGGCACAUUCGACCAGUUCGACAACUUCUCUACCGUGAAGUACGUCUUAGAGGGCCACGAUCGUGGCGUCAACUAUGCUGCCUUCCAUCCGACGCUGCCCCUCAUUGUCUCCGCAUCGGACGACCGUCAGAUUAAGAUAUGGCGAAUGAGCGAGACGAAGGCGUGGGAGGUCGACGCGUGCAGGGGUCACUUCAACAACGUCUCGACCGCGAUAUUCCACCCCAAACACGAGCUGAUCGUGUCUUGUGGCGAGGACAAGACCGUGCGCGUCUGGGACCUCACGAAGCGGUCCGCGGUGCAGACGUUCAGACGCGAGCAUGAUCGCUUCUGGGUACUCGCCGCCCAUCCUGAACUCAACCUGUUUGCUGCAGGACACGACAACGGAUUGAUCGUCUUCAAGCUGGAGCGUGAGCGGCCAGCAUUUGCCAUGAACGGCGACACGGUGUACUACGUGCGCGACAAGUACGUUCGCUCGUAUGACAUCAACACAGGCGCAGAUCUCGGUCUGCUGAGCGUACGCAAGUUCGGGAGUCCCUAUGUUCCGCCAAGAACGCUCAGUUUCAACCCCGCCGAGCGCGCCGUCCUGCUGACUAUCUCCUCCGACAACGGGCUGUACGAGCUAUCGGGACUGCCGAAGGACGCUGUUGGUGAGGUCAAGGACUCGGCGACGGACGGUAAACGUGGCAGCGGUCAGGCAGCGAUCUUUGUGGCGAGGAACAGGUUUGCCGUGUUGAACAAAGCGACUCAGCUCAUUGAAGUUCGAGACUUGUCGAACUCUGUCGUCAAGGGCAUCAAGCCCCCUGUGCAGACCAACGAGAUCUUUUACGGUGGCACAGCCAGCCUUAUUCUCAGCUCCGCGUCUUCGGUCGUCCUGUAUGACAUCCAGCAGCAGAAGACGCUGGCAGAAAUCACCACGCCGCCCGUGAAAUAUGUCGUUUGGAGCGCAGACGGCUCUCUCGUCGCUCUCCUCAGCAAGCACACGAUCACCAUUGCGAACAAGAACUUCUCGCAGCACACGCUCAUCCACGAAACUAUCCGCAUAAAGUCCGGUGCUUGGGAUGACGCUGGUGUGUUCAUCUACUCUACGCUCAAUCACAUCAAGUACUGCCUCGCGCAAGGCGAUCACGGUGUUAUCUGCACUCUCGACAACCCUGUUUACCUGACGCGGGUCAAGGGCAAGACCGUACACUGCCUCGACCGCUCUGCGCGGCCGCGCACCAUCACCAUUGACCCCACAGAGUACCGCUUCAAGCUCGCGCUGCUCCGGAACAACCAUGAGGAGAUGUUGUACAAUAUCCGGACGUCAAAUCUCCUGGGUCAGAGUAUCAUCGCCUACCUGCAGCAAAAGGGCUUCCCCGAGAUUGCGCUGCACUUUGUACAAGACAAAAACACGCGCUUCGACCUCGCGAUCGAGUGCGGUAACCUAGAUGUAGCACUAGAAACCGCUCAGGCCAUCGAUCGGCCAGACAGUUGGGAACGCCUUGCACAGCAGGCUCUGAAGCAAGGCAACCACAAGAUCGUGGAGAAGGCGUACCAGCGCACGAAGAACUUCGAUCGACUUUCAUUCUUGUAUUUGGCGACCGGGAGUACCGAGAAGCUCACGAAGAUGCAGAAGAUCGCGGACGCUCGUGGGGACCCGAUGUCGCGCUUCCACAACGCGCUGUAUGCUGGCGAUGUGCAGGGCCGGAUCGCGGUGCUCAGGGAUGUUGGAAUGCAUUCGUUGGCAUACCUGACUGCCAAGACGAAUGGUCUCGACGAGGUUGCGCUCGAGAUCCUGGAGGCUGCCGGGCUUACAGAGGCAGAUGUUGACGAUGUUCCUUCGUUCGGACAGUCGACUCUCAAGCCGCCCCCCGUUGUGACGUCGACGACCAACUUCAACUGGCCGACGCUGUCCACGGGCGAGAGCUUCCUCGAUCGCGCGCUCGCGAACGGUCUCGAGGCUGGCAGUGACGCGCCUUAUGUAAAUGGCGUUGACGGCAAUGGGGCUGCUUCCGCCGCGUUGGAUGAUUGGGCUAAGGAUGAGGAAGCCGUGGAGGACGUCCCUGCGGAGGAGGGCGCUUGGGAUCUUGAUGCGGAUGCUGAGGAUGCGGAUGAGGCUGAGGAGGAAGAGGAAGUUGUCGAGGAGGAGCCCGAACUUGGUGCAGGGGCUGCGCCUGGGGUCAGCGAGACAGAGCUCUGGACACGAAACUCGCCAUUUGCAGCAGACCAUGUUGCGGCAGGAUCCUUUGACACGGCGAUGCAGCUUCUCAGUCGCCAGUUUGGUAUCGUCAACUUCCCUGCUCUCAAGCCUGCCUUCCUCUCUGUCUAUCGUUCGUCGCACGUAUACCUCUCUCCUAUGGCUUCCCUCCCUCCCCUCCAAUUGCACCUGCGCCGUAGUCCGGAAGAGUCAUCUCCGAGCCGAGUGCUGCCUGUUGCAGUGCGCACACUGCCCUCGAUCCGCGCGGAACUCUCAGAGGGCUUCCGCGCUGUUUCCGGCAACAAGCUGCCAGAUGCACAGACCGUGUUCCGCGCCGUGCUCCGCGCGUUAUUGCUGGCGCCUAUCUCAUCUGACAACGAAGCAAAAGAGUGGCGCGAUCUGGUCACCAUGUCCCGAGAGUACCUGCUAGGUGUGACGCUGGAGAUCGAGCGCCGCAGAGUUGCCCAGGACGAGCCGGACAACGUCCGCCGCAGCUUGGAACUCGCGGCAUACUUCACGAGCUGCAAGCUUCAACCCGCACAUCUGCAGAUCGCGCUGCGUAGUGCCAUCGGGGUCUUCGCAAAGGCGAACAACCACGCUACUGCAGCAAAGUUCGCGCGGCGGCUGUUGGAGCUCAACCCCGACCCGAAGAUUGUGGCCCAGGCGCGGCAACGCAUCGCUGCUGGAGACCGUAACCCACGAAACGCGGUCGAGAUUGACUACGACGAGUUCACAGAGUUCGAGGUCUGCGGGGCGAGCUUCACACCGAUCUACAAGGGUUCGCCCGCGGUGCGGUGCCCAUACACCGACGCCGCGUACCUGCCACAGUACAAAGGCCAGCUAGACCCGCUCACCGAACUUACGGAAAUCGGCGCUUCUUCUGCCGGCUUGCCUGCACCGCGCUCAUAGCUUCACUCGACCUGGACAGUCGUGCUCCAGACAGAGUGGGCAGCAAGGGCUGCUACCCUCGGAUGUUGUCGCACUACCCGCACGCCUGUAGCGCUGGCAAUGGAUCUUUUUGUCUCGCUUGGAACUACCGUUGCGGGCGAACAAGCCACACCACGCAAGAUCACUGACGCUAUACAAGAGAGUCCUACUCAAGGGUGGCGGAAUCGCUCGCUAAGCUGGACCUCCGUUUGUGUUUUUCUGUUUUCUUCAUCAUCGGCUCUACUACUCUGACGUUGGCGAAUGCUAAUACCCGCCGUCCUCAAACGCUACAGCCACUCUUCAC